UUCCUAAUCAAUACAUUUGCAGCCCUGGUCCAGCCGGUAAUUUUUUGCACAAGCGCUGGACGGAAAACUGGACUAAAACGGCUUAAAGUGAGCUGCAAUCAAUAGCCACGAUUGUAAAUAAACGGCGAAGCAUUGGACUACUGUUGGUUGAUUAGUUUCCACCGCGCAGCCAAGUGAUUUUUGGUUAAACUUUGGUUUACCCCGCAAUUUUCCCAACGGGGGUGUGUGUAUAACAAAAUGGCGUCCUCGCAAGUCUCAAACAAAUCGGGCUCCGGUUGGCCCCGCCGCGGCAGCCAAGGCCAAGCGGAUGCGGCCAGCACCAACAACAACGGCACCCAGAAGUACACCAACCAGGCGCUGACCAUCAACCGCACCAUCAACCUGUACCCCCUGACCAACUACACAUUCGGCACCAAGGAGCCGCUCUUCGAGAAGGACCCAUCGGUGCCGUCCCGAUUCCAGAGGAUGCGCGAGGAGUUUGACCGGAUCGGAAUGCGGCGGUCCGUCGAGGGCGUGCUCCUGGUUCAUGAGCACGGACUGCCACAUGUUCUGCUGCUCCAGCUAGGCACCACAUUUUUCAAACUCCCCGGAGGCGAGUUAAAUGCUGGCGAGGAUGAGGUUGAGGGUCUGAAGCGAUUGCUCUCCGAGACGCUGGGUCGUCAGGACGGCGUGAAGCAAGAGUGGAUCGUGGAGGAUACCAUUGGAAACUGGUGGCGGCCGAACUUCGAGCCCCCGCAAUAUCCGUACAUUCCGCCGCACAUCACCAAGCCCAAGGAGCACAAGCGGCUCUUCCUCGUUCAGCUGCAUGAAAAGGAUACGGACGGGAACGCCAGUUACGAUGUACCCUGAGCUGUUCCAUUAGCGCCGUGUGUGUCGUAUCUACCCAACUCUACUCUCAAGAGUGCAAUGCCAUAGAACAACAAUCGAGCAAACAGAACAAGUCAAACAGAAAAGAAACAAACAGAUCGCAAAGCGGGGGACGCAGGCGACGUCUUUUAGUUAGUUUUGAUUCUAGUCGAAUUGUACAAUGUGUCUCAAGCUAAAGAAAAAUUGUAUUUUUGCUCAGGACUGCGUGUUGGCAUAUUUUGUUCUUCCGACUCUCUUGUUGUCAUUCGAAAUUCAAAGAUUGUUCUUGUACUUAAUUUUGUAAAUAUGUCGACAUACGUGUGAGACUGAGCGCAGCCAUGUUAUUCUUCUAUUUACCAAUAUUUACUUAUCUCCUAACUUCUACCCAUACUUUUUGUCAAGUGUCAUGUGUUGUUCAUCUUAAGGUUCUUGUGUACUUAUCCAAAAUCAAACCAGAAUCCACCGGGCAGGCAGCAGAGAGCAUUGUAACGUUGCUGGCUGUCACAGCAAUGCGCCCAAAUCUCGCGUGUUUGGCAGAUUUGCGUGCAUGCAGUGCAGCCAGGUCGCCAGUCGCUCCUUAAAUUAAGCACUCGUUUAUGUAAACACAAGCAAAAUACUCUGUUUAUACUUUCUUUGGCCUGCUGUGCACUGAAAUGCAUUGAAAGCCAAGCUGCCGAAGCAUUUCAGCGCACAAAACGAACCGCACAUAUCAUGUAUAAUGUUGCUUUUAAUUGAAACUGAACUGAAGUUGGGAUUUGCCAGUCGCAGCGAAUCCUAGUAAUUAGUCUAACGAAUCCAACUAUGAAUGUAAAACGACUCUAUAUCAUACGGCAGCGAUUGUUUUUUAAUAUGUAACUUGUACAACCGAUUGUAAUGCCCCUAGAUAAUAUAUUUUCUACGAAUUUGAA
Messenger RNA from Drosophila biarmipes, 1754 nucleotides. RefSeq names its product cleavage and polyadenylation specificity factor subunit 5 (gene Cpsf5). Bases 238 to 849 code for a protein of 203 amino acids. The record is from RefSeq and is a predicted model, not a curated record. Gene Ontology annotation, molecular function: mRNA binding. Gene Ontology annotation, cellular component: mRNA cleavage factor complex. Lineage: Eukaryota; Metazoa; Arthropoda; Insecta; Diptera; Drosophilidae. The transcript is spliced from 4 exons.